AUGAAGCUUUUUGUCUCGUUCAUCGCGACACUGAGCUUGUCGGUGCGCUGCAGCGAUGCAACGGGUUUGAGAGCCGGCAAGGAAGAUCUUGGUGCGGGCACCGAAGGCUUGGAGAUUAACAUGGUGUGGCAGAGCUUUGCCUCGUUGGACGUCGAGGAAGGUGUUGAAAUCGAAACUGAUAGCGGUGCUUGGGCGGAUGCAUCGGCGAAUCUCAACCAGCACGUGAGGACCGGAAAAGCGUACUCCAAUUCUACCAUCAUUAGGCACCUUGAGGCAGCAGCGGAGUUGUGUUAUGUGGAUACCCCAAACACUUGUGGUUCGGCAGAUAAGAAGCAGGCUGAUUACAGAGGCACAAUCAGCAUCACUGUAUCAAAGCUUCCUUGCCAAGACUGGGCUGCUCAAGAACCCCAGAAACAUGAUAAAACCCCAGAAAAAUUCCCCCAAUCAGGCUUGACCAAAAACUACUGUCGCAACCCGGAUGGAGCUGAAAAGGCAUGGUGUUACACAACUAACAAAGACAAGAGGUGGGAGUUCUGUGCUGUACCCACUUGUGGCGAUCUCUCAGACAAAUGUGGGGUGGCAGAGAAGAAGCAGGCUGAUUAUAGAGGCACAAUCAGUGUCACUGAAUCAGGUAUUCCUUGCCAAGAUUGGGCCGCCCAAGAACCCCAGAAACAUGACAAGACACCAGAAAAAUUCCCCCAAUCAGGCUUGACCAAAAACUACUGUCGCAACCCAGAUGGAGCUGACAAGUCCUGGUGCUACACAACGAAGAAAGACAAGAGAUGGGAAUACUGUAAUGUGCCUGCUUGUGGAAAGGGCAAGUCUUGCGUUGAAAAGGCUGAGGGACCAGGACCUGGACUUCUAGCAGUCACACUGCCAGAUCGCCCUAAACCAGCCCCUAGACCGGCAUCUCUCCAGCUUCCCUUAACGACGUGUAAUGGAGGUCGUAAGCAAAUCGGACUCGUACCAGAUGCGCUCGAGAAAGAGUUUGAGGAAGCAGGAAUUCCCGAGUGCGUCGAUGCGGUGGCUUCGCCUCUUCGCCUCAUCCAUGCAAUUGUGGCAGAGCUUCUCAAACAGACGGGGGCAAACGAACAAUUAGACGACAUUGUAAAGGUUGUUUUCGAGCAAAUUGAAAGGGUGGCUAUGUUUCUCGCGGAGCAAAUUGGUGGUUUCCAAGCCAAGAUGUGUGUUGGAGACUUCCCCGGAGCGACCAUGAGAUGGCCCAAAAAGACGGACCACAUGGUGCCGAUGUGCGGCAAACUUCCUAUAGCGACCAGCAAAAAGGCCGAAUGGUCUGCAAUCGCUGGCCACCUUACUCUUCCACCUGCAAUUGCCGCCCAAGUUUGUGAAGGCCUGGGAACCAGUAUCACAUUUUCCUUUUGUUUGGCGGCUUCUUUCUGCGACGUUUUGCCCUCGGUUGCCUUCGCCAUGGACACGGGACUCGUAAGCUGUAUAAUUGCACAGGGUGGAGUGGAAACAUAUGGUAUUGCGACAAUAAUUGCCGCUGCUGUGCAAUUAGGCUUGAACCAUGUUUCGUUUGGAUUGUCCACCACGAAUGCUUUCGAAAUGAAGAUUCCUCUGUACAAUGGCGUGGAAUUUUUCGAUUACAUUUUCCGUCCCACUAUUUAUGACGAACUUGCUUUCUCUAUCAAAUCUGAAAAAAUUCGUGAGCAGUUCAAGGACUGGUUCACACUCAAGGCAACUGCCACGAGAGGACUCAGCUUGUCAUUGGAAGACGGCCGACCUGCGGAUGAAAAAGCUGUCGCCAAAAAGAUGAUGUCUUUCAACGCAGCAGGCGAGGUCGACCUUGCUGAGUUCUUGAACGAGUUUGGGCUCGAGAUUGUGAUUGAUGGGAGACUUAACUUUAUUAUGAGCUUCAAGAAUGUUCCGGUGAUUGGGAAAGCACUUCCAAAUUUUGAUAUUGAGGUGGGUAGGGCCACGGUUCAUAUCACCACAGCAGAAAGGCACGCAGUCCUAGCGGAUAAAUCCGUCAAGAAGAUUUACCCUGGAAUUUCUAUUUUCAUGGGGAAUUCAGGGAACGCCCAGGUUAUCAGGAGAGAAACUUUAAAGGUUCUUCGGCAUUUUGAAGGGAUGGUGAAUCUUGUACUCAAGAAGAAAGGAUGGAAGAUGGAUAUUGACGGCAUCUUGAAACAUUUGAAUGUCAAGGCCAUCGGCACCCAACAUCACCACGGCUGGGGGGUCACGCUGAACGAGGGAAACGCCGGAUUCAUCCUUAAUGUCCCGAUAAUUGUUGGCCUUCCUAUUACAACCUUUUCCUUGCAGUGUUCCUCUAACUACAAAACAUUUGGUUGUAAGAUGGGCCUUGACAAUGUCUCUGAGUGGUUUGUUGCCAUUAUGAAGGAGGUCAAAGACGGCGUCAUGUGGGUCUUGCAUGAGGCCGACAGGCACUUGAACACGCUUGGCGAAGCAUUUGCUCUGUCCUUCGAGAAAGCUGGCGAGAAGCUGCAGGAUAUUUUCAGCACAGAAAACAUGGUUGGGACUUUCGAAAAGAUUUUGGAGGGCGAAUGGAAUCCAGAGGAGGAAUGGACUAAAAUCGCGUCGGUCGGUUAUGAACUCCUUGCCUUGUGCACUGGUAAAGAGUGCUGGAAAGACGGCACAUUGUGUGUCAAUGCCUUCGACCAGAAGAAGCUUGGUACCUGCUGCAAUUGCUGUAAUGAUGAAACAUGGUGGCUCGGAACCGACAAGAAAAUUCCAGGCAAGGGUUGUGGCGUGGAGCCGAAGUGGCCAGAUGGAACGCCUUGUGUUGCCGGCAUCAGCUGCGGACAGUGCGAACAUGGAUAUUCAAGUUGGUUGAGUGUUCCAAAGCUGGGUGGUUUGCCUGGUGUAGCCUGUGGAGACGAGCCGUGCUGGGGGGAUGACACCACCUGUGUUUUGGCAAUUUCGUGCCAUAAGUGUUGUAACGGACACAUGUCCACGAAGUGUGGAAAGAAAGGCUGCUGGUCGGACGGAACAAAGUGUCUUGCCGGACAGACUGUCGGAGCUACGUGCCCCAACUGUUGCAGCGGCUCGAACUUUUGGUUCGGACCUGCAUGGGACCAUUGUGGCGUCGAGCCAAAAUGGGACGACGGAACACCUUGUGUCGAUGGAAUCAGCUGCCACAUGUGCAAGCAUGCUCACACAUGGUGGAUGGCUUUGAAGACGACGAGUUUGCCCGGCCAUGCUUGCGGUGCGGAGCCGAAGUGGCCAGAUGGAACCCCUUGUGUUCAUGGAAUCAGCUGCCACCAAUGCCAGAAUGGUGACUCGGAUUGGAUGGCGUUGAAGACGACGAGUUUGCCCGGCCGUGCUUGUGGCAAAGAGCCCUGUUGGGGUGACGGCACCACAUGCGUCAACGGCAUCAGCUGUCACAAAUGCUGCGGUGGUCAUAUGUUUGGAAAGGUGAGUUACUGA
Seminavis robusta is the source of this 3408-nucleotide messenger RNA. Lineage: Eukaryota; Bacillariophyta; Bacillariophyceae; Naviculales; Naviculaceae. The record is from the annotation of a GenBank genome assembly.